UUUAAAAACAUUUGUAGCAUCAGCGAAGGACAUAUAAAUUGGAUGUCAUGGCAUGUUAAAUCUUACAAGGAUUGAAAACACAAGAGCCUACAAAUUCUUGUCCCUCCAAGGCGGACUUCAGCAUGAGUCCACAAGCAACCCAUCUGAUCAUCUCCCUCCUCUCCUCUCCACGCAAAGGAUCAGCAACGCAACCAAGAUCAGCAUCCAAACGCCGUUUGCUCUAGGCAAUUAGCAAUCCACCGAAUAUAACAUAACAGAAUAGCAAAGCCAGCACCCACCGCCGGGCCAACGUGCAAAGCAUCGUCCGGCCAUGGGAUUCCUCCAGAAGACCUCCAAGCAGACGGCGAAGCUCAAGUCCCUCCUCGGGCUCGCCGUCUCCCGCAUCGCCGUCGCCCGCCGGCCGCGCCUUGCUCGCAAGUCCAUCGCCUGCAGCGAUGCCAGCCAGCUCCUCGUCCUCGGCCACCUCGACCGCGCCCUCCACCGCGCGGAGCAGGUUAUCCAGGAGGACAACAUGCUGGAGGCGUUCGGCAUCAUAGAGCUCUACUGCAAGCGCCUCAUCGAGCAGGCUGAGCAGAUAGACAAGCCACAGGAGUGCGGCGAGGAGCUGAGGGAAGCGGCGGCCAGCAUCAUGUUCGCCGCCGGGUGGUGCGGCGACCUGCAGGAGCUGCUGUUUGCCCGUACCAUCCUCGCAGACAAGUUCGGCGGCGACUUUGCUGUCGCGGCCAAGGAGGGCACCGGCAUCGUCGACCCCAUCUUGGUAUGGAAGCUGUCCGGAAGCACAGCAGGCAUGGAGCUGAAGAAGAAAGUGACCAAAGAGAUCGCCACGGAGAACAACAUCUUGGUGGACUUCUCCGAGCUCCCGGAAGCAACGGAGGAUGGCAACGAUAUUUUGGUGGACUUCUUUGAGCUCCAAGAAGCAACCAAGGAAGGCAACAACAAUGUUCCAGACAGUCAGGAGCUCCUCGGCGAAAUGCCAUGCCAGGACGACAUGGAUGAAAGUUCAGAGUCGGACAAUGACCAUCCUCGCUCACAUGGAACAAAUACACCCGGGCUGGAGAGUGACGAGAAUGUGCAUAUCGUUACCAACUCUGAUGGAUCAGAUGAUGAGGAGGUUACAGGCCGGCGUAACCGAAGGUGGUGGCGCCUUGGGUGUGCAUGAGAACUGAAAUGACGACCUUCCUCUGCAUCUGGCUAGAAAUGUAACGAUAUGGGCAGCAGGGCAAUGCCAUUUGUACAUGUGCACCCACCAAAUUGUGAAUAGACAUGAAUACACACACGUGUAAUUUCAAACUAUCAACUACAAUAUGUAGAUAUCCAACUAGUCCAGUCAACUGGAGUAUCAUCUAUAAGAAAUGUCAAUUCUCAUGGACCAACCCCUAGUGGCCAAUGCUACAAUGUAACCACAUUGCUUAACAGUCAUUGACCUCAUGGUCACCUAUCUGCUGCUUGGCCACCGCCGUUCAUCACCUUGAUUUGAUGAUGUUGCUUUAUAGUAACCACCAUACCAACAUAUCUUUAAUGUCAUGUUGUUCAAGUAUUUUUGUAACAUAUGUUGUGUCAUGUUGUUCAAGUAUUUUUGUAACAUUACAUUUUUUUAGACAAUUUUGUAAACAUUAUGUGGGCCAGGUAUAAUUGCUAGCAAACCAACAAAUAUAUUUACUCGACGAGAUCAGUACAAAAACCAAAGAUGGUCAAACUUCGCCCAACAUUGGUAAAAAAAAAACUUGGCCCAACAAAAAUGCACAGGGGCGAAGAUAUAGAAGGGGAAAGAAGCCAGUGAAGGUGCGCUGCAAAGAUCAUGGCAAGAAAAAGCCCUGCAAGGCCCGCAUUUGGAUUUUCUUGUGGGUGA
Molecule: messenger RNA, 1849 nt
Organism: Triticum aestivum (bread wheat)
Lineage: Eukaryota; Viridiplantae; Streptophyta; Magnoliopsida; Poales; Poaceae
Exons: 4
Coding region: 311-1159 (282 amino acids)
Biological process (GO): protein transport
Source: RefSeq, a predicted model, not a curated record